Molecule: messenger RNA, 1840 nt
Organism: Phlebotomus papatasi
Lineage: Eukaryota; Metazoa; Arthropoda; Insecta; Diptera; Psychodidae
Product: protein C12orf4 homolog
Exons: 3
Coding region: 72-1613 (513 amino acids)
Cellular component (GO): cytoplasm
Source: RefSeq, a predicted model, not a curated record
AAAGCGCGGAAAAAAUUCAAAGUGGUGUGCUGAGUUAUCAAAACAAAUCCUCCCAGGAAGUUUCAGGGAGAAUGUCAUCUUCCUCGACGUUCGAGUACACGUACAAGGAUUACGAUGGGACAGAGAAAACCAUCAAGCACCAGCUGGACAUUCCGUACAAGGAAGACUGUGGGGAAUUGGCGCAUAGAAUUGUGUCAGAAAUGGAUCCAGUGAUGAAGUACUUGGAUGCAGAUAUUGAGCUCAAGAAAGCCCUCAAGACCUUUGUGGAGCGUGAAAAUCAGAAUUUCUACGACCGCAGGGAUGAAGAUCUGCUGAAUAAGGCGAGAAAUGGUCAAGUGGAUGUGGAGAAUCUCGUGACAGAACUGGACAAACUGUACAAGGAGGAAGUUCUGGAAUUUGCCGAACGUGUUGGUCCAACAGAUGAAGAAAUUUUUGCAUUGGCUUUUCACCAGCUAGUCCAUUCGCCCCUGCUGCCUGACAUCCUCACCAAGGAGCAGAGCUAUGCCAAAAGUAUCUCAGAACUAAAUACGCGGAUGUACGAGGAAAUUGACGAACUCAGCCGGAAGCAGGCAGCAGAGAUGGACGAAAAAGUCCAGCAACUGGACGUUUCCACAACUUCCGACGAUAUAAAUCAACUCCUUUCUCAGCAUUACUCCAACCAGAAUCUAAUCCGAAAGCGCUGGGAGUCAAAAUUGGAAGCCAAAAGGGGACACCAGAAGCAUGAGUAUCGCAAUUGGGUAACUAGUCAAGUUGGAGAGGCACUUAUCAACAAUCCCACUUCCCUACCAGUCUCCUCGACACCCAUUGGCAAUAAAUCAUCAAUGUUUGUGAGUCAGAAUCUGUCCAUGGAGGAGAGUUUCACAAUCCAUUUGGGAUCUCAGCUCAAGCACAUGCACAACAUCCGGAUUCUCAGUGCAGAUGUCACGGAUUUCUGCAGUCCUCUCCAUCGGGAUGAAAACCUCAAUGGACUGAACAUGGCCCUGGGACUUUACUCGAGCUCUCUCAGUGGAAUUGUCGUCCUCACGCCUUCAGGAUCUGUCCAGGCCCUUCCUAGUAUCAUCAAAAAUGCCAACAUGUCAACGGAAUUUCACUUCGAUCAAAUAGAGAAUCAAAUAGAGCAAAUUGAGGAGGAUUUGAGGAAAGGUCAGGAGGGGAAUGGUGCGGGAGGAUCAGAGAAAUCCAGACAGAAACUCCAUCCAGGAGAUUUUUUCAUAACACGCCAUUCAAAUUUGUCUCAGACUCAUGUUAUCUUUCAUUUGAUCUCUGAUGAAUCCUCAGACAGUCCAGGUGAGAUAACAUCGAGACAUCCAGUGAUACUGGGUCUGAGAAACAUCCUAAAAACAGCCAGUAGGCAUGAUAUCUCCAUGCUGACCAUUCCCGCGCUUUUGCGCCAUGAGAUGUCUGAAGAUAUGACUGUGCCCUGGUCCAUAAGGCGGGCGGAAUUGGUGUUCAAAUGUGCCAAGGGCUUCAUGAUUGAAUCAGCUACUUGGGGAGGAACUGAAAUUAAUACAUUGCAGCUCCUCUUGCCGCAUAACAUCUCGGAAGAAUUGUUCACAACUCUUGCCGGCAUGGUUUCGAAUGUUUUUCGAGUGGCAAAUCCGAAGAUUUUGUAAGAGCGUCGCUCAGUUUAAAUUUGAAUAGCCAACUUGUUUUUGGCGCUGAAUUUUAGAGCAGUAAAUUUUUUCAGCUCUUGAAAUUUUCAUUACGUCGGUAUCGGUAAUUAUACAAAUUGUAUUAUUUUCAUAAUUAAUUAUUUCUGUAGUCUUGGUUACAAUUAUUGUACGUGCAAUUAUUCUUGACUACACAAAAUAUAUUGAGUUUUUAUUUUAUAAAAUAAAAA